UGUACUGCCACUGAAAGCAGAGGAGUGAAAAAGAAAAAUUAAGUGUUGACAUUCAUCAUGAAGUACAGGACUGUAGUAAUGUACACCGAAAUUGGUUGCUUCGUCUCCUGCCUUUGUGGUUGGAUCCUUGUGUGCUCCACCCUUCCCACGGAGUACUGGACUUUCUCUGAGGUGGGCAGUAUUGUGCUGACCACCUCCAACUACUACUCAAACCUGUGGAGGGACUGCAUCUCAGACACCACCGGGGUGUCCGACUGCAAAGACUACCCCUCCAUGCUGGCUCUACCUGCGUUCCUGCACGCCUGCCGAGCUUUGGCAGUCUGUGCAGUCAUCACUGGCUUCUUUGGUGGCGUUCUCACCCUAAUUGGAAUGAAGUGCACCAAAAUAGGCGGAUCAGAAAUUGCAAAUGCAAGAGUGACCUUUGCGGGAGGAAUCACCUAUCUGGCUUCAGGCUUCUGUGGUAUGAUCACUUACUCGUGGUGGGCCAACAGAGUCAUCACAGAAUUUCUUGACCCCAAUUUCAGAGCUCAAAAAUUUGAGCUUGGAGCUGCAGUUUUCGUCGGCUGGGGAGGUUCUGUCCUCUUGCUCUCUGGUGGGACGGUGUUAAGUUACUUUUCUGGAAAAGAAGGCCUUCCAUCAAGUUCUUCAAACCGCCCACGGCGACCAGCCACUUACGCCACCGCCCGGACCCGAAAGUCCUACAUGCUGCCACCUACCUCCUCCAGGGUGACUCUGGGGCCACCGCUGUUUUAUGAGGGCAGGAAGAGUCGACAAAGCAGAGUUGCAACAAAGACGACCGCCACCUUCAGCAGGGAUGACUUUGUUUGAGUAAAAGUGUUUUUUAAAGCAAUGUUAUCCUGAUUUUUGACCAUUGAGAUUGGACAAAAAAAUUAAGUGUGUACUUCUAACAUAAACGUGUUGGAACUUACAAUACACCAUAAUAUUGAUUUAUAGUUUGUGUAUUGUUAUUGUGCUUGAUUUGGAAAUUACCUUAUUCACGCUUCCGAUUUGCUCAAAUAAUAUAGGUUACAGCCAUGGUUGCCAGAUGGUAAAGAGUCUCCAGUCCAGUCACUGCGUAAAACAUGGCCAGUUUGAUAAAAACCAACCUAAAUGACAACCGUGUUUUUCCAUACAACUUAUAUAUUUUAAUUAUAUAACCAAAAAACAAUUGAAUCAACAGUGGGAGACACUUUGUGGCGGAACUGCCACCACUCUGACCUUCGUGCCGUCCGAGUUGCGUGACAUCCGAGUUGCGCCAAACUGCGAGGGCCCAUUCAGUCCUGCUUGCAGGCCUAGUUUGAUAUUAACAAUCAACAGUGGAAGACACAUUGUCGAGAAAGCAUGCUGUUUCCCCAAUAAGCAUUAUGGGAGAUGUACACUGCUGGCCAAAAGUAUGGGCAACCCUGCAAUUCUGUCAGAUAGUGCUCAAUUUCUCCCAGAAAAUGAUUGCAAUUACAAACGCUUUGCUAAUAAUAUCUACAUUUAUUUUGCUUGCAAAGAAAAAACACAAAAGAGAAUGGGGGAAAAAAAUUAAAUCAUUGUCACUUUACACAAAACUCCAAAAAUUGACAGGACAAAAGUAUUGUCACCCUUUAAAAAAAAAAUCGUGUAAUGCUUCUCUAAUUUGUUUAAUUAACAGCACUUGUGACUAACCUCUAGCACAUAAGAGAGGGUGGCAAUAACUAAAUCACACUUGCAGCCAGUUAAAAUGGAUUAAAGUCGACUUAACCUCUGUCCUGUGUCCUGGUGUGUACCACAUUGGUCUUCUUUCUUGUCUCUAUGCUCAAAGAACUGUUUGAGGACUUGAGAAGCAAAACGGUGAGGAAGCAUGGGCAAUAUCAAGGCCACAAGUCCAUCUCCAAAGACCUGAAUGUUCCUGUGUCUACCGUGUGCAGUGUCAUCAAUAAGUGUAAAGCCCACGGCAGUGUGGCUAAACUCCCUAGAUGUGGACAGAAAAGAUAUUGACGAGAGAUUUCGACAAAAUAUUGUGCGGAAAGUGGAUAAAGAACCUUGACUAACAUCCAAACAAGUUCAAGCUGUCCUGCAGUCCGAGGGUACAACAGUGUCAACCCGUAUUACCCGUCGGCGUUUGAAUGAAAAGGGACUCUAUGGUAGGAUACCCAGGAAGACCCCACUUCUGACCCAGAGACAUAAAAAAAACCAAGCUGGAGUUUGCCAAAACUUUAUACCUGAGUAAGUAAAAAACGUUUUGGAAGAAUGUUCUCUGGUCAGAUGAGACAAAAGCAGAGUUUAUUAGGAGAAGGCAUCAAAAUAGAGUUAAGAGGAUAAAAAACGAGGUCUUCAAAGAAAAGAACACGGUCGCUACAGUCAAACAUGGCUGAGGUUCCCUGAUGUUUUGGGGUUGCUUUGCUACCUCUGGCACUAGACUGCUUGACCGUGUGCAUGGCAUUAUGAAGUCUGAAGACUACCAAAAAUUUUGCAACAUAAUGUAGGACCCUGUGUGAGAAAGCUGGGUCUCCCUCAGAGGUCAUGGGUCUUCUAGCAGGACAAUGACCCAAAACACUGUUCAAAAAGCACUAGAAAAUGGUUUGAGAGAAGCACUGGAGACAUUUAAAGUGGCCAGCAAUGAGUCCAGACCUGAAUCCCAUACAACACCUGUGGAGAGAUCUGAAAAUGGCAGUUUGGAGAAGGCACCCUUCAAAUCUCAGAGACCUGGAGCAGCUGGCCAAAGAACAAUGGUCUAAAAUUCCAGCAGGGCAUUGUAAGUCUCAUUGAUGGAUACCGAAAGCGGGUGUUCACAGUUAUUUUGUCUAAAGGUUGUGCUACCAAGUAUUGCGCAGAGGGUGCCAAUACUUUUGUCCGGCCCAUUUUGGGAGUUUUGUGUAAAAUGAUCAUGAUUUAAUUUUUUUUCCCAUUAUCUUUUGUGUUUGUUUUUAACUGCAAACAAAAUAAAUGAAGCUAGUACUACUAAAGCAUUUGUAAUUGCAAUCAUUUUCUGACAGAAAUUGAGCAUUAUCUGACAGAAUUGCAGGGUUGUGAAUACUGAUGGCCAGCAGUGUGUAUCGUGAACCCCCCAAAAAUCGCAACGUCAGGUUUUUCCUACAUCGUUCAGUGCUAACAGGAAGUGACUUGUAAAUGCCCCAAAAUCGACAAGAAGUGAUCCACAAAUCACCCAAAUUCAACAGAAAGUGACCCAAAAUCAUCAGGAAAUGAUGUGAAAUGCCCCAAAAUCAACUCCUUGGCUGCCUUUGACGACCAUAGUCCAAGCCGUUUGAAGUGGGAGGGUACAUUCGUUCUUUUGCUGCAAUCCCUCACACUUCUCAUGGAUUGGACAUCUAUAAAUUAUAAACCCAUUUCAACUCAUAGCAGAAGGUGAUAUAACGACUGUACAUAAAAAGCAACAGCAAAGUCAUGUAAUGUUUGUAAGAAUUUCUUUACAGACAUGAAUUCACCAAUUCUUCAAAAAAAAAAAAUGCAAUUCUUGCAAAAAUAUUUCUCUAUAGAAAAAUACAUAAAGGUUCAUUUUAACAAUGGAUUAUUAACAAGUGCUUGACAGAUUUAUUAGAUGAACACUAUUAUUUGCUUCAAUCAGGGGUGCCAAAACCGGUCCUGGUUUUUGUUGCUACCGAUCGAGGACACACCGUUUAACCAAUGAGGUUUUUGCUAAAACAAGCAGCACCUGACUACAAUCAACUGAUUAAACUUGUAGCACACCAGAUUGGUGCAAAGGUGUCGUCCUGUUUUGUUGGAAAGAAAUCCUGCACCCAGUACGGCUCGAUGUGGAAUAGUUUAAAGACCCCUGGCUUAAUGAUACCUGCCAUUGUUUUUUUUUUUUUUUUUUUUUUUUAAAAUACAGUGGUACCUUGACAUACGACAUUAAAGUUGAAUCGUCAUUUGUCUCGACAUAUUAAAUUUUUGAAAUACGAUGAUUUACGAUAGCGUCGCAAUUUCCCGCAAGACUGACGCAUGGUGGAUUUUCUUGUGAGAGAAAUCAACAUGGCUCCCAAGAAGGUUAGUGCAGGUGGUGAAAAAAAAAGGAGGAAAUGUGACGCUUAGUCGCUUACCAUUGAAGAUAGGAUUGAAAUGAUAGAAAAAUAUGAGCGUAGUGUGGGUGUUAAAAUCGAUAUUACUCGGUUAUCGAGUUAAUUACAGCUUAAAAAUUAAUUAAUCGUAAUUAAUCACAAUUAAUUGCAAUUCAAAACAUCUCUAAAAUAUGCCAUAUUUUUCUGUAAAUUAUUGUUGGAAUGGAAAGACACAUGACGGAUAUAUACAUACAACAUACUGAACAUAAGUACUGAAUUUGUUUAUUGUAACAAUAAAUCCACAAAUGGCAUUAUUAACAUUCUUUCUGUUAAAGUGAUCCACGGAUAGAAAGACUUGUAGUUCUUAAAAGAUAAUUGUUAUAGUUACAAGUUAUAGUAAUUUUAUAUUAAAACCCCUCUUCAUAUUUUCGUUUUAAUACAAUUUGUAAAAUUUUCAAUCAAUAGUAGAGUUAAUAUAAUAAUAAUAGGAAUAAAAAUAACAAUAAUAAAAAUAGAGUGACCAAAGUCUAAGUUUUACGUGUAUUUUGCAUAGCUAUUUUGAUAUGGAAUGCCAGUUCAUUUUCCAUUGUUGUUUAACUGUGUGUCAGAAUGGGGCUUCAUUACUAUAGACUGAAGUGCUUUUCUUUUUGUGAACAUUAUUUUUUUGGGGAGAGAUAGGAAUAUUAUUUUUGUUGUGCUUAUCUUACCCAAAAUACAACAAGAGACACAUAAUUGCCACUAAAAGAAAGAAAACUUACCGAAAUAUGUGUGGAGCACAAAUAGCAAUUUGCAUUGCAUUGUGAAUACAGCAUGAACGUCUCACAACUACUGAUUCUCCCACAUUUAGAAGAAUUAACAUGAGUAUGGAAUGGCGCUGCCCCCAAGCGGCUGGUGGCGUUCUCUUCUCUCUUAAUGUCCAUAAACGGCCUCAUUGUAAUCUGUUUGAGGCAAUGUGCAAGCGGGUCAUUUAGUGCAUGCGUUAAUUGCGUCAAAUAUUUUAGCGUGAUAAAUUUUAAAAAAUUAAUUAACGCCCGUUAACGCGAUAAUUUUGACAGCCCUAAUAAUUAUAUUAUAUAUAGAUUAUUUUAUUAAAUAAAAAUGCACGUUGAU
Molecule: messenger RNA, 5093 nt
Organism: Corythoichthys intestinalis (scribbled pipefish)
Lineage: Eukaryota; Metazoa; Chordata; Actinopteri; Syngnathiformes; Syngnathidae
Gene: cldn10d
Product: claudin 10d
Exons: 5
Coding region: 58-828 (256 amino acids)
Biological process (GO): cell adhesion; bicellular tight junction assembly
Cellular component (GO): plasma membrane; bicellular tight junction
Molecular function (GO): structural molecule activity
Source: RefSeq, a predicted model, not a curated record